AUUUUUAAAAAUGAGAAUUAGUUUGAUUACAGGAGGUGGUUUUCGACCUGGUCAUUGAUUUUCUUCUCUAAACUUGGUGUGCGGCCAAAGGCAGUGAUGGCGGGCCGCAUUCAGCAGGGAGACCUGACCGAGUACAAGAAGAGUCUCAUUAAGCGGGACUUGGAGAUGGGGAUAGUGAUGACCGUGUACAGACAGAGGAUGGAGAGGCUUACUGUGCAGGUCAUCAUGGAGACACGUCAGGUGGCCUGGACGCGCACCGCCAACAAGACAGAAGGAGUGUUGGACCUUUUUGAGAUCCGGGAAGUACGACCAGGAAAAAACUCCAAAGACUUUGAUCGAUUCAAGGACAGCAAGGAUAAAUAUACAGACCCGACCUCAUGCUUUACUAUAUUCUAUGGCUCUCAGUUUGUUCUCAACACUCUCAGUCUGGGGGCUGAUUCAGUGGAGGAUGCAGAGAAAUGGCUGACAGGACUAGAGUUACUCAGACAAGAAACACUGGUCCCCACCGUGACACGAGUCCACAUGAGUCUUUGGCUGAGGAAGCAGAUGUACUCGGUUGAUCAAACAAAGAAAAACAGCAUCACCCUGAAAGAGCUCAAGUCUCUUUUGCCACAGAUGAACUUUAAAGCACCAGGUGGACGUUUUUUGAAGGACAGAAUUGGGACGGUGGGAGCAAAGAAAGAAGUUCUGGAUUUUGAGCAAUUUCACAAAUUCUACAAUCUAUUGAUGUUUGAAAACCAAAAGAUGAUUCUAGACGAGUUUAAAAACGAGUCGUGUGCUUUCAUCAUGGGUAAUGGUGAUCAGCCUAUUCAACUCUGCGAUUUUCAAAGAUUCCUUUUAUUUCAUCAAAGAGAGACUUGGGCCAACAAUCUGAAUCAAGUCCGAGAGCUUAUGACCAUCUUCAUCGAUGACACCAUGAGGAAGACCAACGAUCCAGCCUUUACCGUUGAAGAGUUCCUCAGUUUUCUCUUCUCCAAAGAGAACUCUAUUUGGGAUGAGAAGUUCUCUGAGAUUUGCCCACUGGACCUGAACAAUCCUCUGUCACACUACUGGAUCAACUCUUCUCACAACACAUAUUUGACUGGAGAUCAACUGCGCAGUGAGUCCUCAACAGAAGCUUAUGUGCGCUGCCUGAGGCUGGGUUGCCGCUGUAUUGAGUUGGACUGCUGGAAUGGUCCAGAAGAACCUGUCAUAUACCAUGGACGUACCAUGACCUCCAAGAUAAAGUUUAAGGAUGUGGUGAAGGCCAUCAAUGAUCAUGCUUUUGCAACGUCUGAGUAUCCUGUGGUGCUGUCUAUAGAAGAACACUGUGACGUCAAGCAACAGAAAAUGAUGGCUCAGGUGUUCAAAGAUGUUUUCCAAGACAAGCUCCUGACCGAGCUGCUGGAACCAGAAGCGGAACAACUGCCGUCACCAACCCAACUGAAGGGCAAGAUCAUCAUCAAGCACAAGAAACUGAAUAUUGAUGAGACCUUUAAUAAAAAGGACCUACGGAAAGGAGAUAAGCAGGGAGAGCUCUUCAUCUGGGAUCCAAUCGAUGAGAGAUGGUACAAGCACUACUGCGUGAUCGGGAAUAAGACAUUGUAUUAUGCUGAGGAGAAUGAACUAGAGGAGGAUGUUGGAAAGGGUGGUACAGAGCUUCAUCAGUCAGAGCCCUGGUUUCACGGGCGGAUGUCAGAGGGCAGACAGACAGCCGAGAGACUGCUGCAGGAAUAUUGUGCAGAUUCGGGUGGAGUUGACGGGACAUUUCUGGUGCGGGCGAGUGGCACCUACGUCAAUGAUUGCACCCUCUCAUUCUGGCGCGGUGGACGAGUUCAACAUUGUCGAAUCCGUUCCUGCUUGGAAGGAGGCCACACUGUCUAUUUCCUCACAGACAACCUGCACUUCCCCAGUGUGUACGUGCUUAUCCAGUAUUACAGAGACAACCUUCUCCGCUGUCAGGAUUUUAACCUGCGCCUCACUGAAUUAGUGCCUCAACCAGACCAGCACCUGCAAGAAGGUUGGUUUUACAGUAACUUGAGUCGGGGAGAGGCGGAGGACUAUCUCAUGAGGAUCCCUCGAGAUGGAGCCUUCCUCAUCAGACAGAGAGAAGAUUCAGACUCUUACGCCAUCACCUUCAGAGGUGAAGGGAUUGUGAAGCACUGUCGGAUACACAAAGAGGGAUCUAUGUAUGUGCUGGGCACCUCCAGCGAAUUUGAGAGCCUGCUGGAAUUGGUGGACUAUUUCCGAAAGAAACCACUGUAUCGAAAGAUCAAAUUGCGCUACCCGGUCACACCAGAACUGGUGGAACGCUUCAGUUCGAUAACCAUAUCUGCUUCACUUUAUGAUUCUAAACAGUACGUGGAGGCCAACGAGAUAGAGCCGUCUCUGCCCCAUAGCACGGUGAAGGCCCUCUAUGACUAUAGGGCCAUGCGGUCAGAUGAGCUCACUUUUUAUAAGGGCACUUUGAUCCAUAAUGUGACCAAGGAGGCAAAUGGAUGGUGGAAAGGAGACUAUGGUGGAAAACUGCAGAAAUAUUUCCCUUCAAAUUAUGUAGAAGAAGUUGCCGAUGCAUCUGAGGCCAAUUACCAAGGCGAUGAGGAAAAUCCAUUAGGCAACUUAUGUAAAGGAAUAAUGAACAUCUCGAAGUGUACUGUCGUGCGUUCAGCCAAAUACGGCAGGCCUGUGGUGGUGACGCUGCAGGAUAAGGAGAAUAAAGCGAUGCCGUUUGAUUUGGCCACUGAGACCACCGAGGAGCUGUACGAGUGGUAUCAGGUGGCCUGGGACAUCACACAGAGAGAGGAAAACCGAGAGUUUGAGAAAAAAAAGCAAAAGGAGGUUGAGGAUAGAGAAGAGGUGGCCAGCGAGAUGUCUGAACUGGUCGUUUACUGCCAGCCUCGCAGCAAAGACAAAGACCGCUUUGAAAUAAAUGUGUCCUCAGAUGAUAACGGAUUGAACCCUAUAUGGCUCGGGCCGAACUAUCAGCCUUCGGAGGCAUUUACUUUCAGCGUGUAUGAACCAGACCUCACCUUUCUGCGCUUUGUGGUCUUUGAGGAGGACAUGUUCUCUGAUCCCAACUUCCUGGCCCAGGCUACGUUCCCUGUGAAAGCUGUUCGCUCAGGGUACAGAUCAGUCCCUUUAAAGAAUGGCUUUAGUGAAAACCUGGAGCUGGCAUCUCUACUGGUGUAUGUUGAUAUACAGCAGGUGGAGAAAGCGCAGGAGGAACUUUACUCCUCCUCGAAACAGUUGCAAAAGAAGCAGGCGGAGUUAAGCAACGAGUUCUGUCUCUACAACUCUCACUCCAACCUGCAGCGCAGUGCGACCCCCUGAUUUCAUGUACUCGGAAAAAAAAUCAACAACAGCAAGUUCUACUCGUGAUGAAAACUAGCAAGUCUAGUUCCCUUCCGGUCUGGUUCUAAUGCUCUUAUGGGUCUCUUCCUCUCGGUUCUGCUGCUCUAUUACUACUGGUUCCCUAACAGGCCCCAAAGACAGGAAGUUGCAGCCAUCUCACUUUUGUGGUCACACAGGAACAAAUCGCAAAGAGAGUUUGAGCAAUACUCACGGGUGAAUUCUCUGUGGAAGGUGUAGCUACAGCCCAGAAGUCGUAAAACUCUUUAAAUUGAGGGCAUAAACUGCAUGAAGGUUUUUUUUGUUUGUUUUUUUUUGUAACUGUGAAACUGUUCAUCUGCUGUCUUCAUUUGAUUGUAACAUUUCAUUUGCAGCUGUAUUAAACAUUUCCUUAUUGUCUGAAAAUUUCAAAUAGCAAACAAGACAUGUUGUUUAUUUCUCGUUUUUAAUAUGCAUAGGAAGUUUUAUCAGGUUUGUUUGGAUAUGUAAGCGAUAAUGCACAGUCUGACAGUUAUCAUCUCAAAAUAAAUGACUUGCUUGUUUUAGUUUUUUUGGUAUAAUGGCCAUCUGUUUUGUACAUUAUCUCGACUAUUACACAGCUACUCACCAAAUAAAUAAAUAUGUGGACACGAAA
Messenger RNA from Sinocyclocheilus grahami, 3961 nucleotides. Its product is annotated as 1-phosphatidylinositol 4,5-bisphosphate phosphodiesterase gamma-2-like. NCBI's taxonomy places the organism in Eukaryota, Metazoa, Chordata, Actinopteri, Cypriniformes, Cyprinidae. Gene Ontology annotation, biological process: phosphatidylinositol-mediated signaling; release of sequestered calcium ion into cytosol; positive regulation of epithelial cell migration. Bases 97 to 3309 code for a protein of 1070 amino acids. The record is from RefSeq and is a predicted model, not a curated record. Gene Ontology annotation, molecular function: protein binding; phosphatidylinositol-4,5-bisphosphate phospholipase C activity. Gene Ontology annotation, cellular component: ruffle membrane. The transcript has 29 exons.